Erythranthe guttata (spotted monkey flower) is the source of this 841-nucleotide messenger RNA. RefSeq lists its product as uncharacterized. Gene Ontology annotation, biological process: negative regulation of DNA-templated transcription. NCBI's taxonomy places the organism in Eukaryota, Viridiplantae, Streptophyta, Magnoliopsida, Lamiales, Phrymaceae. The record is from RefSeq and is a predicted model, not a curated record.
UGGAUUACUAUACUUUCACGACAAAUUUGAUCAACCACAAUCAUCACCCACCCGCCACCAUAGCCCCACCGCCUCCUCCGGCAUGUCUUCUGGCAAGAUAUGGAAAUUUACGAGCAUUUUCUCAGCAAAUGGAGGCUGUAGCGGAUGCGGGUCGAACUCGGCAGACAGUAUAAUCGAACCCAAACCCGUAUCCAAGAUAUCCUUCUCCGACCAAAACCCCAGCCGCCGCCAAUCUUCUUCAGACAGCUUCUCGUGGAGAUACGGCGGCGGCUGCCGGAAGUCCGCCGCCGUCGACAGCGACGAGGACCGAUCAUCCACCACCUUCUCCCUCACCAUCGACACCUCCCGGGCCGGCCAUUACUGCCCGGAAAAACAGCAACAACAACAACACGACGAUCGCAACAAGUACCCGAAAAUCAAGGACAGCUUCGCCGUCGUCAAAGAUUCCGACGACCCAUACCAAGAUUUCCGGCAAUCGAUGCUUCAAAUGAUCUUCGAGAAAGAAAUCUACACGAGAAACGAUCUCCAGCAGCUUCUUGACUGUUUUCUGCAGCUGAAUUCCUCUCGCUACCACGAAGUCAUCGUUCGAGCUUUCAUGGAGAUUUGGAAUGGUGGUGUUCCGGCCGCCGCCGCCGCUGGCGGCAGCGGCGAGGCGGCUCCGCCGUGUUCCUCCACUGAGUUCACGUGAGAACGCACCAAGUGAGAUCGAGAAUUAGCUACGCACACGUGUGUGGGGUUUGGGGUUGGCCACGUGAAGACAUUAAAUUCAGAGGUGGGGGAUGAAAUAUCCAGUGCAAAUUAAUUAAAUUUGACCGGGAAAGAGUUUUAUCAGUUUUCUGGC